AGCCGCCACUCUGGAGCACGGUGGAGGAAACAGAGCAGCCCUGCACCCGGAAGCCCCAGGAGACACCUCGCUCUGAAGCCAUGACUGCCUAGGCUCCUGCCUUUUAUAAGCCAGCCAGCCAGACACCGGGAGUGUUUUAUUCACAGCAGCUGUGCCACAGAGCGGCACUGCUAUUUGGACUACAGAGGUUUUACUCAGUGAAGGUAAAGGGAAAUGGGGUUGUGGACGAGGUUGUUAUUCCUCUUGCAGAUGCUGCUACAGCUGUACAUAGGUGUACAAGCCGAAAGCUCAAUUUAUGACCUCCUGGCAUCACCGGAGUGUUUGCCAGACUUGCUUCAGGGAGGACUGAAGGGUCAGUCUGUGAAUGAGGCUUUUAUUCUGACAUCAUUCAAGCUGCAGCCCAAGACUGGAACCACAGUGUUUGGCCUUUACAAUCCCAGGGACAAUGGAAAAUAUUUUGAGUUUACAGUUUUGGGGAAGCUCAACAGAGCGACUUUGCGGUACUUGAGGAGCGACGGACGGAUGAGCACCGUCACCUUCAACAACGUGCCGCUGGCGGACGGGCGUCGCCACAGCCUCAUGUUCCGCUUCAAGGGCAUGCAGCACGGCUCCGUCGGCACGGAGCUGUACGUGGACUGCCGGCUCGUCGAGACCGUGGCGGACCUGCCCGCCGCCUUCCGGGGCCUCCCGUCAGGACCCCCUGCGGUGGAGCUCAGGUCCAUGCAAAGGAGACCCCAAGAGGAGCUGGAAGAACUGAAGCUUGUGAUUGGAGAUUCAUUUGAAAAUGUUGCUUCCUUACAAAACUGCUAUUUUCAACAGAGUGACGCAGUACAAGUUUUGGGUGUCAAUACAAAGCAACUGUCCAAUCAAAUGCUUGAGCUCACCAAGGUCAUUGCCGAACUAAAAGACAUUAUCACCCAGCAGGUCAAAGAGACUUCUUUCCUGAGGAAUACCAUUUCGGAAUGUCAGGCCUGUGGACUGGGCGGCACAGAUAAUGUAUUGAAGCCAAGGUGUGCCCCUGGAGUGUGCUUCCGAGACGACAUGUGCUUUGAGACAACAGAUGGGGUAGAGUGUGGGCCUUGUCCUGAUGGAUACACUGGCGAUGGAUUCAGAUGUGAUGACGUGGAUGAGUGCCAGUUUAACCCUUGCUUCCCUGGAGUGCGCUGUGUCAACACAGCCCCAGGCUUCAGGUGUGAGGCCUGCCCUCGAGGCUACACUGGGCAGAUCCUCGAGGGGGUGGGCAUCAUCUACGCACAAACAAACAAACAGGAGUGCAACGAUGUUGAUGAGUGCCAGGGGCCCGACAACGGUGGGUGCGCGGCCAACUCCCUCUGUCACAACUCUAUGGGAUCAUACCACUGCGGAAGCUGUAAAGAUGGCUUCACAGGGGACCAGGUGAAGGGCUGCAAGCCAGAGAAGAGCUGUGGGAACAGCCUGCAGAAUCCGUGUGACGUCAACGCGCAAUGCAUAAUGGAGAGAGACGGCAGCAUUAGCUGCAUGUGUGGAGUUGGCUGGGCUGGAAAUGGAUACUUGUGUGGCAAGGACACAGACAUUGAUGGCUAUCCUGACGAGAAGCUCAAGUGCAAAGACCCAACCUGCAGAAAGGACAAUUGUAUCUUCGUCCCCAACUCAGGACAGGAAGAUGCAGACAGGGACGGGCAAGGGGAUGCGUGUGAUGGGGACGCGGAUGGAGAUGGAAUUAUAAACGAGCAGGACAACUGCUAUCUGAAGCCUAACGUAGAUCAAAAGAACAGUGACAAGGACACCUAUGGAGACGCCUGUGACAACUGCCGCUUGGUUGUGAACCCAGACCAGCGCGACACAGAUGGUGAUGGGAAGGGGGACGCGUGCGAUGACGACAUGGAUGGGGACGGCCUGAAGAAUUUCCUGGAUAACUGCCAGAGGGUCCCCAACCGUGACCAGCGGGACAGAGACAAUGAUGGAGUCGGGGAUGCUUGUGACAGUUGCCCCGACAUUCCCAAUCCCAACCAGUCGGAUAUUGACAACGACCUUAUUGGAGACUCAUGUGACACGAACCAAGACAGAGACGGCGACGGGCACCAGGACUCCAACGACAACUGUCCCGACGUCAUCAACAGCUCACAGCUGGACACGGACAAAGACGGCAUGGGGGAUGAAUGUGAUGACGAUGACGACAAUGACAACAUCCCUGACUUCCUCCCGCCUGGACCUGACAACUGCAGACUGGUGCCCAACCCUGACCAGAUUGAUGAUAAUGGUGAUGGGGUGGGAGAUAUCUGUGAAUCAGACUUCGACCAGGAUAAGGUGAUCGACCGAAUCGACAUCUGCCCUGAGAAUGCAGAGGUCACCCUGACUGACUUCAGGGCCUAUCAGACUGUAGUGCUGGACCCCGAGGGGGAUGCCCAGAUUGACCCCAACUGGGUUGUCCUCAAUCAGGGUAUGGAGAUUGUACAGACAAUGAACAGUGAUCCUGGACUUGCUGUAGGUUACACAGCCUUCAGUGGGGUGGACUUUGAGGGCACCUUCCACGUGAACACGGUGACGGACGAUGACUACGCUGGCUUCAUCUUUGGGUACCAGGACUCCUCCAGCUUCUAUGUGGUGAUGUGGAAGCAAACGGAACAGACCUACUGGCAGGCCACACCCUUCAGAGCUGUGGCAGAACCUGGCAUUCAGCUCAAGGCUGUGAAAUCACAGUCCGGACCAGGAGAACAUCUGAGGAACUCCCUCUGGCACACGGGAGACACCGAUGACCAGGUGCGGCUGCUGUGGAAGGACCCGCGUAAUGUGGGCUGGAAGGACAAGGUCUCCUACCGCUGGUACCUCCAGCACAGGCCCCAGGUCGGGUACAUCCGUGCCCGAUUCUAUGAAGGCACAGAGCUGGUGGCAGAUUCUGGGGUGACCAUUGACACAACCAUGCGAGGAGGCCGGCUGGGUGUGUUCUGUUUCUCUCAGGAAAAUAUAAUCUGGUCCAACCUUCGGUACCGGUGCAAUGACACCAUCCCUGACGACUUCCAAGCAUUCAAUGUGCAGCACACUGACGAACCUCUUUAAGCAGAUACAGAAGAGUAACGAUGAAGCAAUGGGACCAAAAGGGAUACAUCCUGCACAAACUCCCUGUGGAAGGACAUAAGCACAGUACGCAUUAGGAAAAUAGUUUUUGUGCACAGAUCCAACUGUGCGUUUCACAUUUGCCGUCUUAAAUAAAAAGAUGUAUGUAAUUCACUUUCCAAACUUAAUUUCAAUCUGAAUUCACGUAACAGAAAAAGUAUUCAUACAAUGUAUAUCAGUAUUGUUUAAAAAAUCUGACACUUGUCUUUGAAAUGUUUUUUUAUUGAAAUUUUAAAUAAAAAAAAGCUAUUAAAACAUU
Messenger RNA from Anguilla anguilla (European eel), 3352 nucleotides. It is a transcript of the gene thbs4b, whose product is annotated as thrombospondin 4b. Gene Ontology annotation, cellular component: extracellular region. Gene Ontology annotation, molecular function: calcium ion binding. Bases 214 to 3036 code for a protein of 940 amino acids. NCBI's taxonomy places the organism in Eukaryota, Metazoa, Chordata, Actinopteri, Anguilliformes, Anguillidae. Gene Ontology annotation, biological process: cell adhesion. The transcript has 22 exons. The record is from RefSeq and is a predicted model, not a curated record.